UCAUAUUCAUUGUUCAGUCCAUACUUAUUCUGUUUUUCGCCGGCGUAAAAACAGCCGGCGCAACUCGCCGGAGCACACCAUUUUUUCGACUAAGCAAUGAAAACGGAAACCGUACACUCUAUCUUCGAUACAGUAACGGAGCUAACGAAAUCAGCUCAGGAGAAAAACACCGAUCCUUUGAUAUGGGCCAUGCAACUUUCUUCAAGUCUCAACUCCGCCGGCGUAUCCAUGCCGUCCGUCGCCGUCGGCGAAAUUUUAGUGAAUCAUAUAUGUUGGUCGAAUAACGUGCCUAUUGCUUGGAAGUUUCUAGAGAAAGCUUUGACGGUUAGAAUUGUACCUCCUUUGUUCGUUCUCGCUCUUCUCUCUACCAGAGUAAUUCCUACACGAAGGAGCUGUCCGAUGGCAUACAGGCUGUAUAUGGAACUCCUGAAAAGAUAUGCCUUUUCAUUACCAUCUCAAAUUAAUGGUCCAAAUUAUCAAAAGAUUAUGGAGUCGAUAAAUGAUACUCUUCAGCUUUCCCAGAUAUUUGAACUUCAGGGAUCUGAAAGUGGAAAGCAUGUGGUUGGAUAUGUUUUCAUGGUUGUAUGGCAGUUACUUGAUGCCUCGCUUGACGAUGAAGGAUUGCUGGAGCUGACUGCUGAAAAGAAGUCUAGGUGGCCAGUUGCAACUCAAGAAAUGGAAAUCAGCAAUCGUGAUGGCUUUGCUGGGAAAAGAGUUGAACAUCGUGAAGGAUUAUGUAGAAUGAACACUGUAUUGGCUAUUGAAAUAAUUGGUGAACUUUUUGGGGACAAAUUGAUAUCCAUGAUUCUUUACUUGGCACGCAAGAACAUGCCCACACAUUGGGAUUCUUUCAUGCAGCACUUACAACUUCUAGUGUCAAAUUCGGCAGCUCUAAGAAACUCCAAGAAUAUCUCUCCAGAGGCUUUGGUGCUAUUGAUAUCCAAAAACCUUGGAGUCCUCUCUAGGGAAUGCAAAACAAGCUCACGGCAAUUUUUUCAUGCUGUUAUGGCUUCUGGAUCACUUGCAUUUUCUGCUAGUCGGCGUGAUGCUGCUAGUACAUCAGUUCUCUGGCUACCAAUUGAUCUCUUUCUAGAAGAUACCAUGGAUGGACUUCAAGUGGCAGCUACAAGUUCCGCUGACACUCUAACUGGUCUGGUGAAGGCUCUGCAGGCAACUAACCGUACAACAUGGCAGGACACAUUUUUUGGAUUAUGGAUUUCAGCCCUAAGGCUUGUUAAUAGAGAAAGGGAUUCGAGCGAGGGACCAGUACCUCGUCUUGAUACCUUCUUAUGCUUAUUAUUGUCUAUUACACCGCUAGCAAUUACCAACAUCAUUGAAGAGGAAAAUGAUAGUACCUCUAGUGAUCAAAGAAAAGAGUCCACGGAAAAACGUUGUCAGGCCUUGGUUUCUAGCUUACAGCAACUGCAUGAUUAUGAAGCCUUGUUGACCCCACCACUGCCGGCAAUUCUGUUGGCAAACCAAGCUGCUGUUAAAGCAAUGAUGUUCCUUUCAGGGCUAAGUAUGGGAAGUGAGUACUUUGAUGGGAUGAAAUUGAAUGGCAUGCCUGUCAAUUGUGCUGGGAACUUGUGGCACCUUAUUGUUGAGGCUUGCAUUGCUAGAAACAUUUUGGAUACAUCUGCUUAUUUAUGGCCUGGAUACGUAAAAGGUCAAUGCAAUCAAGUGCCUCGUAGCAUUUCAGGCCCAUUGCUUGGCUGGUCAUCACUGAUGAAGGGAUCUCUCCUAACUCCUCCAAUGGUCAGUGCAUUGGUUUCAACACCCGCCUCAAGCUUAGCAGAAAUAGAGAAAAUAUAUGAGAUUGCUGUCAAUGGUUCCGAUGAAGAAAAGAUUUCUGCUGCUACUAUUCUCUGUGGGGCCUCUCUUGCUCGUGGUUGGAAUAUACAGGAACAUACCGUUCUAUUCAUCACUAGGUUGCUUUCACCUUGUGUUCCUUCUGAUUAUUGUGGAACUGAAAGCCAUUUGAUAAGCUAUGCUCCAGUUCUGAAUGUCCUUCUCAUUGGUAUAUCAUCUAUCGAUUGUAUCCAGAUCUUUUCUUUGCAUGGAUUGGUUCCACAGCUUGCUGGUGUAUUGAUGCCAAUUUGUGAAGCCUUCGGUUCUUGUGCUCCCAAUGUAUCAUGGACUCUAAUGUCGGAAAAGGUUAAUUCACAUGCUGUUUUCUCGAAUGCGUUCACACUUCUGCUGAAGUUGUGGAGGUUUGAUCAGCCACCCCUUGAGCAUGUCACAAGAGAUGUUCCUGUGGGAUCCCAUCUAACUCCUGAAUACCUAUUGCUGGUUCGUAACUCCCAGUUGGCAUGCUCUGAAGAUUUGCUUAAAGGUCAAAGCAAAAGCAAGCAAUUGUCUAGAACUCCAUGUCGAUUACCUGAAGAACCCAUAUUUAUGGAUUCUUUUCCGAAACUAAAAUGUUGGUACCGGCAAAAUCAAGCAUGUAUUGCUUCACCUCUCUCAGGUCUCGUCCCUGGAACUCCUGUUCAUCAGAUUGUUGAAGCACUGCUGAACUUCAUGUUCAGAAAAAUAAAUAGUGCUGGUCAGUCCCUUACACCAACGACUUCAAGUGGUAGUAACUCAUCUGGGUCUGGCAACGAAGAUAUAUCUCCUCAUCUUAAGUUACCCGCAUGGGAUAUUUUGGAAGCUGUUCCAUUUGUGCUUGAUGCUGCUCUGACAGCCUGUGGUCACGGGCGAUUGUCACCACGUGAACUAGCCACAGGUCUUAAGGAUCUAGCUGACUUUCUUCCUGCGUCUUUGGCAACAAUUGCAAGUUACUUUUCAGCUGAAGUGACACGGGGUCUUUGGAAGCCUGCUUUUAUGAAUGGAACUGAUUGGCCAAGUCCAGCUGCAAAUUUAGCAACAGUGGAACAACAGAUUAAGAAAAUCCUAGCUGCUACUGGUGUAGAUGUACCAAGUCUCUCUGUAGGUGGAAAUUCUCCAGCUAUUCUUCCUUUGCCCCUGGCAGUCCUUGCAAGCCUCACCAUUACAUAUAAGCUUGAACGAGGUACUGACCGCUUUCUGAACUUGGUGGGCACAGCAUUGAGUAACCUGGCUACAAGUUGUCCUUGGCCAUGUAUGCCUGUUAUAGCUGCCCUAUGGGCGCAAAAGGUUAGACGUUGGAGUGACUUUCUUGUUUUCUCUGCAUCCCGGACCGUGUUCCACCACAGCAGUGAUGCCGUAGGUCAAUUGCUUCGGGUCUGCUUUACAGCUACACUAGGUCUAGGUACAUCUUCUAUAGAAAGCAAUGGUGGUGUCGGUUCACUUCUUGGUCAUGGGUUUGGCUCGCACUUUUCUGGUGGUAUUUCUCCCGUUGCCCCUGGUAUACUGUACUUGCGUGUUCAUAGAGUUGUCAGAAAUGUCAUGUUUAUGGCAGAAGAGGUCGUCACCCUUCUGAUGUAUUUUGUCAGAAUUAUUGCGGAUGGUGGAUUCCCCGCUGAGGAAUUGGAGAAACUCAAGAAAACCAGAAAUCCGAUGAGUUCUCUCUCUUGUCAUAACAUGGAAAGUGGAUUCCCUGCAUUUUGUCAGGUCUCUCUUGCUUCAGCAAUGACCCGUGUCAAGCUUGCAGCUUCAUUGGGUGCUUCACUAGUUUGGAUUACAGGUGGUUUAAGUUUGGUCCAGGCUUUGCUAAAAGAAACAUUGCCAUCUUGGUUUAUAUCAGCACAUAGAUCAGAGCCCAACGGUGGGGUCUCAGAGGGAAUGGUCUCAAGGCUAAGGGGUUAUGCCCUUGCUUACUUUGCACUUCUGUCCGGAACAUUUGCUUGGGGUGUGGAUUCAUUGUCACCCGCAUCUAAAUGGCGGCCAAGUAUUCUUGGAGCACACUUGGAGUUUCUUGCGAGUGCACUAGAUGGGAAAAUAUCACUUGGUUGUAACAAGGCUACAUGGAGAGCAUACGUUUCAGGAUUCAUAGGCUUAAUGGUCGGAUGCACACCAAGCUGGCUUUUGGAGGUGGAUGUUGAUGUUUUAAAGAGGCUGAGCAAAGGAUUGAAACGACUGAACGAGGAAGUGUUAGCUUUGGCCCUUUUGGAAGCUAGUGGUGUCGGUGCUAUGGGCAUUGCUGCUGAAAUGAUAAUAGAAGGGGGUUUGAACUUUUGCUAGAUGAGCCCUCGGCGACUGUUGUUGUAACAUUGCCGAUUAGAUUAUCAGAGGAUCUACAACUUUCUACAAUUUUUGGUCUGAGUAUAUGGUGAGUACAGAUAUAGAAGUUUUGGAAUUCUGCAGGUACCCCCCUUGCAUUUUUGACUUGUUUUACUAUCAUGCACUAGAUUCAGUUAGCAAGCCUUCUUUGGGCCGGUUGAGUUUGAUUAUCAUAAUCUCACUUUUAUUUACUACUUUCUCUU
Messenger RNA from Nicotiana attenuata, 4340 nucleotides. RefSeq names its product mediator of RNA polymerase II transcription subunit 33A-like. Gene Ontology annotation, cellular component: mediator complex. Lineage: Eukaryota; Viridiplantae; Streptophyta; Magnoliopsida; Solanales; Solanaceae. The coding region runs from base 97 to 4098 and encodes 1333 amino acids. The record is from RefSeq and is a predicted model, not a curated record. Gene Ontology annotation, biological process: regulation of phenylpropanoid metabolic process. The transcript has 12 exons.